AUGCGCAGUAACAGAUGCUUACAGAUCUACACAUCGCCCCAGAUACGCACCGGAUACCGCCUGAUUCCAUGGCCAACCGGAGCCCAGCCACUGUCCAGUACCAUGAGAGGGACUUCAAGGGCCCAUUUUGAUUCAAAUGCACGUGAUCAAGACGGCGACAUUUUCCCUCUGAUCCCACAAGCUCCGAGGUCGAUACCGGCUCUGGCUGCAGACGGGACUCGAAUGAAGCGGGACAACCCUUCAUCUUUUGUAAGACGAACUCGUUACGUUUCUCAAGAUGCCCUAAUCACUUCGGAUGAUUUGGACAAUUUCACACAUUUGAAGUUCUCUGAGCCAAAGUUGUGCCGAUCCAUGAAUAUGGAUACUUUUGGCGCCUCGUCAAGGCAUGGAAUUCAUACAAACACUUUUCUUCGCCUACACCAGACGCCGAAUAAUUUGGCUACAUAA
Protopolystoma xenopodis is the source of this 447-nucleotide messenger RNA. Lineage: Eukaryota; Metazoa; Platyhelminthes; Monogenea; Polystomatidea; Polystomatidae. The record is from the annotation of a GenBank genome assembly.